AUGGCACAACCACAGCGGAGAGGGCCGUGGUCACAGAAUGAGGACAAAUAUUUGAUGCACCUGGUAGAAGCGCAGGGACCCCUCAACUGGGUUAAAAUCUCGCAGAUGUUGGGAUCGAGGACGCCCAAGCAAUGCCGGGAACGAUUCCAUCAGAACCUCAAACCAUCCCUUAACCACGAACCCAUUACGGCGGAGGAAGGCUUGCUGAUUGAGACGUUGGUGGGACAGCUGGGCAAGCGAUGGGCUGAGAUUGCUCGGCGACUGCACAACCGGAGCGAUAAUGCCGUCAAGAACUGGUGGAACGGAAGCAUGAAUCGGCGAAGACGUCUUGUGCGCAAAAACAAACCGCCGUUCCACGAUGGCAUCGAAGGCCACUCGCCCUACUCGAGAGUACCGGCGCCCCUGCGACUGCCGCCCGUAGCUGGGCCGCACUUUUCGGCAUAUUCAUCCAUAUCGCCCACAUCGAACCGCUUUCCCGGCCACAGCAGCUGGAAUUUGCACUCUGGACUGCCCUCGCCCUCGACGACGUCUCCCGGUACUGACUCUCUCCGGGAUGGGGCGCCCUCGCUGGUUUCUGACACGGGCUCAUAUUACUCGACGUCACCCACCAUAGGCGGCCAUCCAGACUCUCCACUGGGCUUUAACCUGCCGCCAUUACGUAUCGAUGUCGGCGAUGGCUCGCCACGGCACAACGACUACGCUCACAGCCCCAAGCUUCCGUCGCUGUCAACGUCGACGAGGCCUGAUCCGCGGCCAAGCCAGCUUCGCCUCCCGCCGAUCCGGGAUGCUGUACCCUCCAGAUCCCCCUACAUGACGGCGCCUAAUUCGCCGGUGGGGCUUGCGUUGACAUCGCCGCGGAUGCCGCCUCCUUCUAGAGGCUCAGAUACCUCAGCCGAUAAGGACGCAAGGAUGAAACUGAACAAUCUUUUGUCCUGA
Molecule: messenger RNA, 936 nt
Organism: Pseudomassariella vexata
Lineage: Eukaryota; Fungi; Ascomycota; Sordariomycetes; Amphisphaeriales; Pseudomassariaceae
Product: Homeodomain-like protein
Exons: 1
Coding region: 1-936 (311 amino acids)
Biological process (GO): positive regulation of transcription by RNA polymerase II; mitotic cell cycle
Cellular component (GO): nucleus
Molecular function (GO): RNA polymerase II cis-regulatory region sequence-specific DNA binding; DNA-binding transcription factor activity, RNA polymerase II-specific
Source: RefSeq, a predicted model, not a curated record